AUGCCCGUUAACAAGUCUACCCCUCUCGGGCUAAGCGCCCUCUUCGGCCAGCUCGAUACUAUAGCUAUCGUAGCUAACGCUAAGAAAACGAGGAUCUAA
Molecule: messenger RNA, 99 nt
Organism: Colletotrichum tamarilloi
Lineage: Eukaryota; Fungi; Ascomycota; Sordariomycetes; Glomerellales; Glomerellaceae
Exons: 2
Coding region: 1-99 (32 amino acids)
Source: RefSeq, a predicted model, not a curated record